Messenger RNA from Opisthorchis viverrini, 609 nucleotides. RefSeq lists its product as hypothetical. The transcript has 5 exons. The record is from RefSeq and is a predicted model, not a curated record. NCBI's taxonomy places the organism in Eukaryota, Metazoa, Platyhelminthes, Trematoda, Opisthorchiida, Opisthorchiidae. The annotation marks the transcript as partial.
UGUACCAAAUAAUUGGAGUUCGUUCGGAAGGUCUUGGUUUCUCUCCAUACGAGAUGACAAUUUCGAGCAUGAAGGAUGUGGAAAAGAAGUGUUGCUACAGGGCGCGUGAAUUUCAUUCCUGCGCCCUAAAGGAUUUUGUCCUUCAUCGAGCUGCAAAUACAAUGGGCUGUGUGUUGGAAGUAUUGAUUGAUUAUGCGCAAUUUAGUGUUGAUGGUACACAGAGGCUACAAGACACUUUGUCUGCGCAUCGUCAUUUGACAUUUGCGGUUAUUGCCGGACGCAACCAGAUUACCGCUCAAACAGAGAUACAAUUUGGCAUCCCUGGACCGUUCACCCGCCACUGGUUGCAUUAUUUUAUACAAAAUGGAAUAAAUAUUCACCCGGCUGGUAGAAAGAUCGACGAAGGACACAUGCCCACAGAGUGGUUCGCAGCACAGAUUUAUCGUGCAUCAGAAUAUGACUCCCAAGGUCCUUAUUGGUAUAAAGUUAUCCGUUUCCUCUGGGACAUGACAAACCUAUUUUCAACCCGGCAAAUCUACCUGUAUAUGGCUGUUUUCCCACGGGUGAAAGCAGAGCAUAGCUUUACUAAUACUGUGUCUUCUUCCACGU